Molecule: messenger RNA, 6614 nt
Organism: Cryptotermes secundus
Lineage: Eukaryota; Metazoa; Arthropoda; Insecta; Blattodea; Kalotermitidae
Product: protein bunched, class 2/F/G isoform
Exons: 4
Coding region: 232-3288 (1018 amino acids)
Biological process (GO): regulation of transcription by RNA polymerase II
Source: RefSeq, a predicted model, not a curated record
ACCGCCAUAUUGCUGCGAUGUGUAUUUGGCUUGCGGUUGUGUAAAUAAGUGUGUGUGAAUCUACUGUGGACAUUGUCGAAGAUACAGUGUUUCCUAAUUUAUCACUGAGUAUUGAAUUCAUAUGGAUUAUGUGGGCGUUGUUAUUAUUCCGGGUAGGUGACAUUUGGAGGAGUAAAUUUACUCCUCAACUGAGAUUAUUUUUGGGAGUAGGUCCCAUUUCGACAGCCUAAUAUGGCUGACAAUUUAAGUCAAAAAUUAGGUAAAUCUAGCGAGAAAACUAAAUAUAGCAACGCAGUUAACCGUACUACUAGUGAAACAAUGCGUCUGGGGGAGCCUGAAAAAGCAGUGAAUCAUCCUACGUCUCUUAUAUCGGCAACACCCAAUCAGAGGAAGAAGACACCAUCUUUUCAAAUAACAAGUGUGACUGUUGGUUCUCGUACUAGUAACGACGGAGGUGAUGAUUCGGCAGAUGAUUUGGACGAAUCCCAUACAGAUGAUAUGUCUGAUGUCAUAGACAAUUCAAGAAUUACUGAUAUUGAAAAUGAAACUCCCAGUUAUUCAGAAGAUACAUUUUCGAAAGAGGAUGUGUUUUUCAAUGCCUCUACAACAUCUCUUGGAACAGCCCCUGUAAUUCCGACGAGUUCUCAGUAUGGCCUUGCAAUAGUUGCUUCCGAGGGUGGAGGUAAUGUUAUCAAUGCUACAGUUGCUUGUGCAAACACUAUUUCAGGUAAUGAAGUUCAUGUAAGUGUGACUGAUGCAGGAAACGUUAUUAACAUAGUAGGUAGUGUAAAACCUAACGAAACAGAAAUGAGGGACGUUCAUGCUCAUCAUGCAGGGCGCAACGAGCGUUUCAAGGUAGUGAAAAUAGAGAGCACAGAACCUUUCAAACGAGGACGAUGGUUGUGCAUGGACUACUUGGAUCACACAAUGCUUCAGCAGCAAUCACAGCAAGCAGUGAUCAAUGUAGUGAGAUCAACUGACUUGAGUGAUAAUACUACAGCAGGAUCAGCUCAAUAUGUGGGACCAGAUAGUGGUGUUGUCCUCACUGAUGGUCCCCUGACUCUUCAAAGUAUGGACGAUCCAAUUAUAAAUGCUGAACAGUCGCAGCUGAAGUCGUCUGCCAUGACAAUACAAGAACAGCAUCAGGUAAUGGGGGUUGCUCAGCACCAGGUGACUAUGGCAGGCCUUGCAUCAGGCCAGAGUGCAACUGGGUCAAGUAAUUUCCCAUCUGUUUCUCCAGGACAGACCUUACAGCAGGUGCAACAACCUGGACCAGUGCAGCCACCACAGCAACAUGUGUCUGUAACAUCACAGCCCCAUCAAGGUCUGCAGCAGCAAGCAUUGCCACAGCCACUUUCACAGAGCAUGCAGCAAGGUGUUAGUCAACAGCAGAUGCAGCAGCAGUCACAGGGCAUGUCUGUAGCACAAGUUUUACAGCAACAGCAGCAGCAUCAUGCACAGAGCAUGUCACAGGUUCCUGUCCAGCAAAAUGUGGCAGCUGGAGCACCACAGCAGCCACAACCUGUUGCACAGCAUCAAAGCUUACCACCACAACAAAUCCAACAAGUAAUGGCUGCUGCAAAUUUGCAACAAAUGCAGCAACAGCAAGGCUUAAUGCCACAGCAAACUCAGAAGCCUUUUCCACCACAGCAGAAUGCGGGACAACAGCAAAUGUCUUCACAGUCAGUUCCCCAAGGUAUGAUACCUGCCCAGCCGUCUCAGUCGCAACAACAUAUCAUAUCUCAGUCAGGUCAGUCACAAGGGCAGUAUUACAACAUGCCUUCUACCACGCAAUUAGGGAGUGUCCCCAUUUCACAGGGACAGUCAGGCAUUCAAAUGGUGUCCCAGCAGCCCCAUACUUCCAUUACUGCUCAGACACAAACAAUGCAGACUUCCACGCCAAAUCAGAUACCAUCUGGAAUAACAGCUUCACAGCUGCAGCAACCACAGACAGGAACAUCCAUGCCACUACAGCCUGUGACACAUCAUCAGAUACAACCAGUCACUUCCCAGAAUCAGUCUAUGCAGCCUAUUGGUCAGCCUUCAGUACCACAGCAAGUACCGUCACAGACUUCUCAACAGCAUAAUAUUCAGCAGUAUGCACAACAGUCAUUGCAACAGGUACAGCAAACGCAACAGCCGGUUCCACAGUCACAGCAGGCAGUGGUGCAACCACAGCAAGCAAUGCAGCAGCCACAGAAACCGAUGUCACAGCAAGUAAUGCAGCAGCCGCAGCCUCAGCAGACAUUACAGCAGUCACAACAGUCAAUUCAGCCGCAAGUUAUGCCACAGGCACCGCAGGCAGUACAACAACAAAUGCAUCAUUCUGCAAAUAUGCAAAAUGUCCAACAACAGCAACAGCAAAUUCAUGUUGGUAAUCUCCCUGGCAUUGCACAGCAGCCAGGCCCAGCGCCAAUGCCAGCCAUGGUUCAAGGACAGGGCAUGAUACCGGCAUCACAGGGUCAGAAUUUAAUAACUGGACAUCAGAUGGCCAUGGCUGGUGGGCAGCAAGUUCCACAGCAAGCACCACAAAUGGUACCUGUGUCAUCUAGUGUAGUGACAAAUAUUCCAGGCGCUUCCCAGACAUUUUCACAUAUGCCAGUGAAUCAAGUGCCCAUUCAGACUUUCCCAACAUUGGGACCGACCACUGUGUCAUCACGGACCAUACCAAGUUGCACAGGGACAAAUUCAAUGAGUGUUGGAUUGGAUGGAACAGUGGAUCAAGGUGCAGGAUUGGGAGCAGCAAAUGUUAUUGGUGGUGACCCGUCAGUAGCGUUACUGGAGUCACUGGUGGAGGUCACAACAAACGAGGACAUUCAGCCAGGAGGUGUAACAGCUGGUGAGGAUGCAGAAAGUUUCACUGGGCUGGCCCGGGCUCUCGCGUCCUCGAGCAGGCACAUUUGCCGCCCCCGAGAGCCCAGUGCUUCAGAGGACGCUUCUCUCGGUGUCAGUGCCCCGCAGGGACCUGUCCUUGUAGGUCCCAGUCGGGCCACAUCGCCUGAGAAACACAGUGCGUCAGGGACGAGCGCUGUUGCUAUUGACAACAAGAUCGAGCAAGCCAUGGAUCUUGUUAAGAGUCAUCUCAUGUUUGCUGUCCGGGAAGAAGUUGAGGUCCUGAAAGAGAAGAUUGCGGAACUGAUGGACAGAAUCAACCAGCUGGAGCUUGAAAACACCAUUCUGAAAGCCCAUGCAUCUCAGGAAACCUUAGCACAACUAGGUGGCAGCACCGCACAGCAGGGCAGCAAGAAUCAGCAGUCGCAGCAGCCCCCAAAUGGAUCCAUGCCAUAAUUUCAUUCUUAUUACUUGCCCAAGUAGUUGGGUAUGAUAUUGUUUUGCAUUGUCUCUGAUUGCAGUAGAACCAUAUGGAAUUAAAGCAGUAUUACCAAGGUUACACAUACGUCUGCCAUGUUGUAUUGGAAUAAUCUGCAAGUGAUUCUACAAAGAAGAUCAGACUUUGAAUGGAACUUAAUGGACAGAAGUGAACUCUGCUGUCAGUGCUAGUAUAUGUCUUUGAGGUGUUAAGUUGACCCUUGCCUGGGACAUGUUGGGAGAAUAUGCACUCAUACUAUAGCCUCUGAAAAGCGUGGUAGUUUGCAGAGGUGUAGUCCAGAUUUCCGUGUUUUGUGGGUACUUUCCUGAAGGCUUCAUUAAUAACAGCCUACAACAUAAUGCUAUUCUUGUAAGGUUGUUAUUGCUAGUCUAGUGUAGUUUGACAUUAACCAUUUUCCAGCCAAGCCUCUUGUCAGUCUGGCUGUUUUUCUUUUUGUAAUCAAGUAACAUCUGCAGUGGAGUCCAAUAUAAAAAGACAGAGUUUGCCACUUGGUUGAAUUACAUGCAGCCUGUGAAUACAGCCAGACCAAAUUUUGCAUCACCAGUUCAAUUGUUUGGUGUUAGAGGAAUUGGUUUAUUUUUACACUGUAUUCACACAACCUUUGUACCCACAUGAUGCCUCUUGUUUUGAAUAUGUGGUGACUGAAGAACUUUGGGUCUUGGAUAUAUGUGAGAAUUGAGAGAAACGGUGAGGUUUGGUAUAAAUUUUGGAAUGCAAGUCUCUAUACUCGCCAUGAUUGCCAUAUUUAUUUUUAGCCACUAAAUAUGUGUAGGUAGGAGGAAAUGGUUGUACUACUGAAUUUUGUCACAAGUGCAUUUCAUCUGUCAUCAGACUGAUACAGAUUUUUACCUAGAUUUCUUGGGUAACAAGUUUUGCCACUACAUAUUGAGUAAUAGGGCAGACAUUUGUUUGAAUGAUAAAUAUUGAUUUCAAAUGAAGUGGUUCAGUUGUUGAUCCAUUGGAUAGUUAUGCCCAUCUUUCAUUGCAUGUAGUCUGUUUUAAGCAGAAUCAGAUCAUUCAACUGUGUUGUUGCAGCUAUAAUGAGUCAUCCAUAAAAGAAAUAAUACUGAAGAUUCUGGAAAAUGUUUAUAAAAAGUGGUAACAUUGGCUUGAUGAACUUCUCUGCUCCACACAUUGGAUUUCAUGUUGAAUUAGAUUUUGAGGUAUGCACAUGUUGACACUUUUAUACCAGUACUUAGCUUGGGUACCUGAGCAGAUGGAGGUUCUCUUUAAUCUGAUUUAUAGAAUCAAUCAUAAAAUUGCAUUCUUUGUAUAUCUAGUGCUUUUAGCUAUCUCAUGUUGGUACAGACUUUAUGCCCAGGAUGUAGUGUGCCUGAUGUCAACAAAUCACUGAAUUUUAACCAUCAUGCUGGCAAGCCUUUCUGCUUUGUAUGGACCCUGCAAGAGAGAGAGAGAGAGAGAGCUCUGUGCCCACAGUAUGAGAGAGAACUGUUGAAAACCAAAUAUUUUUGGAUGUAUGUGCCAUUUCUUUUAUAUUUUGAAACCAUAUUCAUUGGAAUACCAGCUUGUAAGCAUUGGCCAGAUUGGAUUGUGUCAGGCCUAGAAGGACCUGAAAUGAAUUCUAUAAUAGAAAACAGAAAAUGUGGAUCUUUUGUUCUUUGGAAAACAAAAGUUUGAUUAAUGUAGGUACUGGGAGGUGAUUAGAAGUUGGCAGCUGAAUAUAAUGACUUAAUGUGCCGGUUGUGACACAGUGUAGUUUAUAAUGAAUGUUGAUCUCCAGUAGUACUGGAACUUGUGUUAUGCAGUGCCAUGAUAUAUGUUCGGGAAAAGAAUGUGAUGUAAGUCCAAUUUGUGUUUGAGGAAUACAAGUCUUUAUUGAAGAUGCAGGGCUAUUUUGAAAUGACAUACACGGUUCAGAACAUAAGGUUUUUUGGAAUAUUUAAAAAAGUAAUGCAGGACGUGGAGCACCCAGUGUCAUAACAUCAGAGCUGGACAAAAAGAGAGAAAGGAAAAGUUAAUAUGGCUGUGCUAUUUGAAAAUAAUAUUUUCGUUUUUAAUAUGUGUGUAUGUACUACGUGAUAUGUUUAUUAGCUAGAAAUUAGAUCAGAUAUGUAAGGGCUUUUAACAGGCAUGCCCCCAAUGUUUCCAGCUGGCACUUUCUUUUCUUCUGCAGUAUAAAACUACAUGAGAGUUCCUUUAACCCUUUCCAAUCAGAUCAGCUGAACUAGCUGUACUUGCAACAGAAGAGUUACUCCUACAAGAGCAUGGAGACCCGACUUUCACCGGCAGAUGAUGCCUGAGUACAUGAAACUUACCAGCAAAGGGGUGGGAAAGGGUAAUAAGAAGAAAAUGCUUUCAGUUGUAAUGUCAAUGGAUUGGAAUAACUAAAACACUUUUUGUAUCACCAGUUCAUAGUGUAAGUGGAAUUAGUGACUGAAGAGAGAACGCAGACAAUAAGCAACACUGAAGGAUGGAAAGUAUUACUAUUUCCCUUCACUCCAGAUAGCUCUCAAAGAUUGUGUGUAUUUAUGCUACUUUUUCAAUAAAAAUACUGAAAUGUUCUCGGUAGUAGAAGCGAUCAAUUGUGAAUGUGAAAGUUCAUAGAAGAUUUAACUGUCAGUCAUGUGCAUUGAUGAGCUAACUGCUGCCAGUUAAAGUUUCUCUCCGUGUGUGUCAUAGUGAAGCUGCUUGACAUUGUUGGUUCUAUAUUGUUGUAUACAUACAAGGCAAUUGGAGUUUCAGGUGGUGAUAAUGCACAGCCAAACAUUAUAUUUGGCAGUCUGGCUUCAGCAUAUGUUAUAUGUUGUGUAAAUAGUUUAAUUUAUUAAGCAGACCAUUUCUGUCCCAAGUUAUUUCUUGAGCAGCCCUUGCCUGAAGGAAAGAUAACUUAUUUGACUUCAUGGAGACUGAACUUAAUUACUCAUUAGUUAUGAAAUUAAUAAGGUGUGUUUUCCAUGUCAGCGGGAUAAAGAUAGCACUUUCACACCAGGGAAGCAAAAGAAUAUGGAUGAAUAUAUUUUGCAUUGCAGAAUUGGAGCGCAUACUUGAUAGAUGAAUUUAUUAGCAAGCAAGGACUGAUGUAUAUAUGUUCGUGUUUGCCUGUUAUGUACAUUGUAUAUAAGAUGAAUAUUUUAUCGGAAGUCAUGGUAGGAGAAGAGAACUGAUGUCAUGAUUUACGUUUGCUCCUGGAUAUACACAGUAAUAUGGACUGAGAGGAGUCCAAAUGAACAAGCUUUCUUGACUUGCUCUGUAAAGCAAAGAGAGGCUUAGGAUAUCAUGGUUCCUUUUCGUUAUAAGAAAAUAAAGUCAUUAUUUGAUUGAA